CUGUCAUACCACCGAAAUACAGAACCAAUUUUCGAAAAUUCAUCCUAUUAUUUUUACGACGCUGACAAUUUGACAGAUACGACUGCUACUGCAGAAAAAAUCGAACUGCUUAAAGAAGAGAUUUUAAAUAAAUCUUCUUGGUGUCUAGACUUCGAGGCAUCCCAAAACAGCGCAUCUGCGGAAAAUUCAUUUUCUCCCAAUUCUCGGAUAUUUCAAAUCCAAUUGUGGUGACUUUUGCAGCAAAAUUUUGAAUACGAUAUAAGCACCAAUUAUGCACAGUUUGUUAAAAAUUAGUUUGUUAUUUGUGAUGGUGUGUUCGAUACAAGGUAUUUCCGAUGAGAGGAAAAAAAUGGAGAAGGUGAAGCAUCUCGUACAUUUAUGGGCUUGCAAUAUUAGUGAUAAAUUAACAAAACUUAGUAAAAAAAUGACAAGAGAAGAUAAAGUUGAAGAAAGUUUUAGAAUUCUUGAAGAUAAAUUAAUUAAAGAAGACGCAAAAGAUCUUGUACAUGACGUUGCCUAUGAUAUGGAAGACAUGAUAAAGAAGAAGGAAGAAGCGGUACAUAACAUUGCUGAGUACAUGGAGUUUAUUUCUUUCCACAGAAACAAGUCGCCAAUUUUUGAAAAUUCUUCUUACUAUUUUUUCAACGCUGAUAACUUAACAAAUACGAAGCCUACUGCGGAAAGGUUGGAAGAACUGCAUAACAUUAUUCUCAAUAACGAGUGUCAUUGGAAAUGCGAACAACCCUAUAAAUCUCAAUUGAAGAACAACAUUUUCCGAGAUCCGGCAAGAAGAAAUAAACUUUUCGCUCCCAGAGACAACGAGGAAGGUAAAGAAUGCAAUUGCCUUCACUUGCCAGAAAAAGAUAGACCUCCAAAGAGCUAUCAACAUCUUCCUCUCAAAUUUGAUCCCAAGUUCGAAGAGGACGUUAACUUGGAUCUUAGCAUAGCCAAGUUGGCCCUGAAUGUAUAUCAAAGAGAACAAGAAGUGCUAGAAGGCAUAAGAUGGUCAGAAGCAUUAGAUUUGGUAUUUAAAGAAAACCUUAAAAACGAUCCUACACUAACUUGGCAAUACUUCGCUAGUCCUAAAGGAUUCAUGCGGCAUUAUCCAGCUGUUCAUUGGUCUGAAGAACAAUAUAAGCAAACCUACGAUUUUAGACUUAGGACUUGGUACACCGAAGCUUUUACAUCUCCAAAGGAUAUAAUAAUCGUCUUAGAUAGAUCAGGAUCUAUGAUCGGUACUAGGAGAGCGGUAUCCGAUCAAAUUGUUAAUCAAAUAUUGGAUACGCUUAACGAUAAUGAUUUUGUUAAUAUUUAUACGUUUACUAAUACUACUGAACCGCUCAUAAAUUGCUUCGUUGACACUUUAUUUCAGGCCAAUGAAGAAAACCUAAGAUUGUUAAGAGAAGCCAUACCAGUUUACGAAGAGGAAUUCGCUGCAAAUUUAUCGCUUGGUGUAAAUAAGGCUUUUGAUAUUUUAGAAAAUGUUAGAAGAACGCGAACAAGUGCCAAUUGCAACCAAGCCAUUAUGCUUAUAACCGAGGGCUUAGACUAUGAGUACAAUAAAGAAAUAUUUAAAAAAAGAAACUGGGAAAAAGAUUAUCCUGUAAGGAUAUUCACUUAUCAAAUAGAACAAGAUGAUGGUGAUGCCGUUGAAUUGGAAUGGAUCGCUUGUUCAAAUAUGGGUUGGUGGGGAAACAUGAGCGUUAUGGGAGAUAUCAGGGAGAAAAUGUUACAGUAUUUAAACGUCAUGUCCCGACCGAUAAAUUUAAGCGUUGACAAAAAAAGAAAAUUCAUCUGGAGUUAUCUUCACGUAGACUUGGCGGACAGGAGGUUAUCUAAUUGGUUGUGGAAGAAAUUCGAAGGUAUUAGACAGAGAAAAGUAUUUCUGGAUCACAUAAAGAGGAUCAUAUUUAGACAAAAUCAGAUGUUGACUGCGGAAGAGCACAUGUUGUUGAAGGAAAGCCAUAGUUAUGAUGCAUAUGAAGAAAAAAUGGACUACAAAUAUAUGACUACGGUAUCGUUACCAGUAUUUGGAAGGAAUACUAAUGAGACUUCAUUAUUGGGAGUAGCUGGUAUAGACGUUCCUUUAACACUAUUUAAGGCACUCAUACCUUACGAGAGGAUCGGAGUUAAUGGGUACGCUUUUAUUGUUACUAAUAACGGUUACAUUCUUAUGCAUCCUGAUCACAAAACUGAAUUUCAAACUAUUCUGAAGCCGACGUUUAAUAGAGUAGACAUUUUGGAAGUGGAAAUUUUAAACGAUGAUAAAGCACCACGUUUAUUUGGAGAUUCUGUAGUGCAAUUAAGAGAUAAGCUGGUAAACCAAACACCCAGUGAUCCAAUAACACUGAAAGUGAAAUAUACUUUAAAUGACAAUAAACGACUCAUGUUGGGUAACAGAAAUUAUUAUUUUGCUCCUAUUGGUCCAUUUACGUUAGGAGUCGUCCUUCCGUAUAAAUACGGCUUUGAUAUAGUUAACAAAAGUAGGAUUGAACGCCCGAGUGCCAAAAGCAGUGCUUCUUCAUUGGUGUCAACAUUCUGGAAAGUCCAUCCUGACUGGAUUUAUUGCAAAAAAUGCGUUGGCAUUACACCAGAAGACAAAGUUAGAUCUGGUUUUAGUAAGAAUGAAAACUCAUCGCUCUUAACGUCACUGCUCUAUGACAUGGAGGCCACAAAAUGGUUCGAUGAUUACGGAGAAGCUGACAAUGAGGAGGAGAAAUACAUUAUCGAAUACCAGGUUCACAAAGUAUUCCUAGCUACCUAUUCGGGUUUGACCAGAUGGAGGGACUUCCAAGACAGCAGUAGAAUCCACGAAGAGGAAGAGGAUAGCUUCGAGAAGAGAAAUAACAGAGCUAUCGAUGAAGAUUGGUAUCGAAGAGCUGUUGAGUUGAAUUUUGAAGAUGAGAGUAUGUUUAUAUAUGCGGUACCGUUUGAGACUUCAGGUUAUGAAAAUAACACCAUGAUUACUGGCACCAAAGCUAUUUUCGUUGAAAAUGGUGAACUAAAAAGCCCUGUGGCUGUGGUGGGUCUACAGUUUAAUCACAGAGAAAUGUACGAAUGGUACAAUGACAUUACUACACAAUGCACCGAACCUCGCUGUAAAAUCACUUGCAAGCAACCAGACCUUAACUGCUACAUUCUGGACAACAAUGCUUACAUCGUUCUUAGCGACGAGCCAGAAUAUAUCGGAAGAUAUAUCGGUUCAAUACGACCAGACAUCAUGGCGGAUUUAAUUAACGAUAAAAUUUUCAUACCAACGAAAAUGUACGAUUAUCAAGCGAUUUGUCAAAAAAUACCGCCCAAAAAACAACCGGAGACCGUUAGGAUACAGAAUAGAAAGUUAAAAGAGGCUAUGGAGAAGAAGAUGCGAAAGAUGAUGGCUAGAAUGAAGGCGGCUAAGAGUUCUGGUACCCCACGAUUUGUUAAAAUAUUGAACCAUUUCCUAGCCAUUAAAGAUUGGUUCAUCAGUGCGAUCUACCUUUUAAAGAAUGUAGUAAUGGGAGAAGAAGCACAAGAAGUAUACAAUAGCACCAAAGAAGAAUAUAUCACCUUCAAUAAAUUGAUAAUCGAGAAAACCGUUCCGACACCGUGUGACCAGAUGAGAUGGUUGUUCAAUUUGAACACGAGUGCUAAAUUCCCGUUCAGUCGGUUCACGAGUGGAACCAAAUUCGAAUGUAGUUGGCCUUACGCAAUAGACAAAAUUCCUAAUACAAAUUUGCUAUUUCUUGCCACGAACGAUGGAGAUGAGGCUUGCAAGGGCCGAUUUGGCCCGAUUUAUUCUACAGAGCCCACAGAAAUAAUUUAUAACAAAUCGUUGCCUUGCUAUAUAGCUACGAUGAACAACUAUACUAGACGAAUGUAUAUGAACUGUUAUAAUAGGAAUAAAAAGGAGGACAAAUUAAACAGAGAAUCGCAUGAGAAUUGUGGACACACAUGGAAAUAAAAUAUCGACGUUAAUAGUUUAAUGUUUAGAAAAACAAGCUUCUAAAUAAAUAAUCACUAUUUAUCUAAUUUGGGACAGCUUUAGCUAUAAGUAG
Psylliodes chrysocephalus is the source of this 4037-nucleotide messenger RNA. The record is from the annotation of a GenBank genome assembly. NCBI's taxonomy places the organism in Eukaryota, Metazoa, Arthropoda, Insecta, Coleoptera, Chrysomelidae.